AAGUCAGGGAUAAUCCACACCAGAAAAGUAGCUUUUUAUGAAUAACAGCGAAAAUAUUUUUAUUUAUAAUCAUGAUCCUCUGGCAAGUGUUAUGAACCUGAAAACAAUUUAAUUCGAAUUCUCCGUUGACGCUUCGUCUAAUCGGUCGAAAAUAAGAACAAUACGCAGAGUUUACGUAGGUAUAGGUUAGGAAAUUAUGACGAUGGCGGCCAUAUUGAAAACGAGUUUGACCGGUGGGAGAGUUUGUAGAAAGAUACUUUACUCUGUCGCAGAUCGACGUAGUGCAACAUCUCAAGCUCGUAGCAAAACUAAAAUGGGCAAACUUACUUCUCAGGAGCGAGAAAAGGACUUGAGCCCAUUACUGAGCAAUGGAUGGACAGUACAAGAUUCGCGAGAUGCCAUCUACAAAGAAUUUCUAUUCAAAAAUUUUAAUCAGGCAUUUGGAUUCAUGUCAAGGGUAGCACUGCAAGCUGAGAAAAUGGACCAUCACCCCGAAUGGUUUAACGUUUAUAACAAAGUGCAGAUAACUUUGUCUUCCCAUGACGUGAACGGAUUGUCUCAGAGGGAUGUUAAGCUAGCUACGUUUAUCGAUACCGUUGCUAAAGCAUCCAACGAAUGAUCAUAAAAAGAGGGGAAAAAAUUCGAAUAAAUUAAUCGUCCGAUUAUGAAACAUAAGUCACGGAAAAGUGACUUUGAUUUAUUCAUUACACCAGCUUCGUCAGUCAGUUUGUUAGGCUUAUUCUUUCAAAUAUACGUAAUAUAUUUCAUGUAUGUAAUAUAAGUUUCAGAAGCUAACCACCUAAUCGAAUGUAAAAAACGACGAAUUAAAACAAUUUUUAGUUUUUGUUCC
Messenger RNA from Diprion similis, 850 nucleotides. RefSeq names its product pterin-4-alpha-carbinolamine dehydratase (gene Pcd). The record is from RefSeq and is a predicted model, not a curated record. The transcript has 3 exons. Gene Ontology annotation, biological process: tetrahydrobiopterin biosynthetic process. Gene Ontology annotation, molecular function: 4-alpha-hydroxytetrahydrobiopterin dehydratase activity. Lineage: Eukaryota; Metazoa; Arthropoda; Insecta; Hymenoptera; Diprionidae. Bases 197 to 619 code for a protein of 140 amino acids.